Trichomonas vaginalis G3 is the source of this 834-nucleotide messenger RNA. RefSeq names its product KilA, N-terminal/APSES-type HTH, DNA-binding family. The record is from RefSeq and is a predicted model, not a curated record. The coding region runs from base 1 to 834 and encodes 277 amino acids. The transcript has a single exon. Lineage: Eukaryota; Parabasalia; Trichomonadida; Trichomonadidae.
AUGUCAACAACAGAGAACACAACAACAGUUAUAGUCCAUGAAGCUAUAAAUGAAGAAUAUGAGUGGGUUCAGUUUAACAAACAACUCCGUCUCAUUCGUUCGGUCAAAGACGAUAUGUACCAGAUGCAAAGUAUUUUGACAGCAUGUUUUGCUCCAGAUACCAAACAUACAGACGAUUGGUUCAAAAACCAAAGCACACCUGAACUUUUAGAAGAAUUUCCUCAUAUGCUUGCUUCCCUCGGAAAACCGAGAGAAGAGAUUCCGUAUGAAAAUCGUAAAAAUUUGCCAAAUGGUUUGAGAGGUUGGUAUGUACAUAGACUUCUUGUAAAUGCUGUUGCAAUGUGGGCUUCGCCUCGUUAUGCUUGGUAUAUUUACAGACUUCUUGACGAAAUUCAUAGACAAGAACGUGAAGAGCUAGAGAACAAGCUUGAAGCAAAAGAUGAAGUCAUUGAAGCAAAAGACAAAAGCAUUCAGAAAAGAAUACCACGUUCGGUACCAAAAGGAAAGGAAAAGAACUAUAAGUAUAUGAUUUAUACUGAAGAGUUGGAGAAAGAAGAAGACAGAGAUAUGGUUAUGUUGCAUUUAGUCAGAAGAAACAACAAAAGCUUUUACGACCUUGCUAAGAUUUACAAAUCUGACAGAAAUUGGUUCUAUCGCGAAAACUUACCGAUUUCAAUGACUCCAAAUGAAGAUGUGAAACAAAUAGUUCAAGAUACGUUACCUCAAACACACUAUGAUAUGAAAGGUUGUACAAUACUUACCUUCAAAGAAGAUUUGCCAUUGUUAAAGGAAAAAAUAACAGAGUAUUUUGACAACUUCAAACAAGUAGGGUAA